Molecule: messenger RNA, 708 nt
Organism: Acanthosepion pharaonis
Lineage: Eukaryota; Metazoa; Mollusca; Cephalopoda; Sepiida; Sepiidae
Source: the annotation of a GenBank genome assembly
AUGAACCCAUUUCUUCUGUCGCCAUCUUUUUUUACGAGAUACACUUUCUUUUAUUUUUUUUAUUUGUCCGCGAUUCGACUUUACUUUCUUCCUCUUAAGUAUAUCUCUCGUUUUGUUUUUCUUGGUUCUUUUUUCUUUCUCUUUUGUGUACUUCUCUUUUCUUCUCUUCCCGUGUCUUUCUUCUCUUCCGGUGUCUUUCUUCUCUUCCCGUGUCUCUCUUCUCUUGUCCUCUCUUGUCUUGCCUUGUCUUUCCUUCUCUUCUACCCUUGUCUUUCCUUCUCUUCUACCCUUGUCUUUCCUUCUCUUCUACCCUUCUCUUUUCUUUCCUUCUCUUCUACCCUUCUCUUUUCUUUCCUUCUCUUCUACCCUUCUCUUUUCUUUUUCCUUCUCUUCUACCCUUCUCUUUUCUUUCCUUCUCUUCUACCCUUCUCUUUUCUUUCCUUCUCUUCUACCCUUCUCUUUUCUUUCCUUCUCUUCUACCCUUCUCUUUUCUUUCCUUCUCUUCUACCCUUCUCUUUUCUUUCCUUCUCUUCUACCCUUCUCUUUUCUUUCCUUCUCUUUCUAACAUCUGCAGUAUUUUAUUUUAUCUAUCUUUGCCUCACAUAUUCCCUCCUAUUCAAAUUUCUUUCUCUAUCUGUUAUUACAAAUUUACUUUAUACAUUUUUCUUGUGUUUCUACAGUUUUCUCUCACUUCCUUUUUAUAUGUGA